Molecule: messenger RNA, 1539 nt
Organism: Phytophthora sojae
Lineage: Eukaryota; Oomycota; Peronosporomycetes; Peronosporales; Peronosporaceae
Exons: 3
Coding region: 1-1539 (512 amino acids)
Biological process (GO): carbohydrate metabolic process
Molecular function (GO): hydrolase activity, hydrolyzing O-glycosyl compounds
Source: RefSeq, a predicted model, not a curated record
AUGGGUACGGAGGUGUCCAUGGAAAGCUCCACUACGCCUGCAACUCACGUUGCACGCGCUGACAGUCCCCACCUGUCGGACCCAGAGUGGGAAGCUCUCCAACGACUGUCAACAGUCAUUGGUGAUGCGGCUGUAGCUACGAUGCUGCGUACGCUAACGCCGACAGAGCAAGAUGGUGUUGCUCUGGGAUUCAUCAUGAGGGAGCAGCGAGAUGCUGCUUCGUCUACCACGGUGUCGUCCGGGACGACAAUCGCUCAAGCUCAGUUUGGAACUAACAUCCCGGAGAAGCACCCAGCCCUAGCCUCGCAAGUUUGUACCAAAGUGACCAACGUGCUCGCCCAGGUCGACCACAUGGACUCGGACGUUGUCGAGUGCGUGACCGAGGAGUCGUCGGUAGUGAUCGACGCCAACUGGCGCAAGAUGGCGAACGGCGAGUGGAACUCGACGACGUGCUCGACGCCGAAGGAAUGCGCCAAGAUCUGCGGACUCGAAGGCGCGGACUACGCCGGCAAGCACAGCAUCACCACUUCCGGUCAAACUCUCAACAUGAAGCUGGAAACUCCCGGCGGUGUGGGCACCCACGUCUACAUGCUGGAACCAUCGGGGAAGAAGUACAAGCAGUUCCAGCUGCUGAACCAGGAGUUCACCUUUGACGUCGAUAUGUCCUCGCUGCCCUGUGGCUCCAACGACGCUCUGUACUUCUCCAAGAUGGACGCAGACGGAGGAACCUCCCGCUUCCCGAUCAACACUGCGGGCGCUGCUUACGGCACGGGUUACUGUGAUGCUCAGUGCAUGAAGGACGUCAAGUUUAUCAAUGGUGAGGCCAAUAUGGAAAAGGCGUACGGAGCCUGCUGCACUGAAAUGGACAUUUGGGAGGCCAACAGCAUGGCCACGUCGUACACGACCCACCCGUGCUCGAUCGACGGCCAGCAGCGAUGCUCAGCGGACGAGGACUGCGGCGCUACUGAGGCAAAUCGAUACUCGGGAUGGUGCGAUAAGCCUGGUUGUGGCCUCAAUCCGUUCCGGAUGGGCAACAAGAAGCUCUACGGUCGCGGAAAGGAGUUCGAUAUCGACACCACUCGCGCAUUCACGGUGGUGACGCAGUUCAUCACGGAGGACAAUACGGAGACUGGAGAGUUGGUGGAGAUUCGUCGUCUCUACAAGCAAGGCGCCCGUGUGGUAGCCAACCCGGGCAGUACCUGGCCGGCACUGAACGGGACCGAUUCGAUCACCGAGACGAUGUGCAAGUCGUCGAAGGCGUUCUUCGGAGACCACCCGUACGCUGUGGGCGGCCUUGCUCAAAUGGGCAAGCAAAUGAUUGGCGGCAUGACGCUGGCGAUGAGCAUCUGGGUCGACUACGGCUCCAAUAUGGCGUGGCUCGACAGCUACAAGACCGGACAGGACCCGUCCGUUCCCGGUGCGUUGCGCGGUGACUGUCCGAACCCUGGUGGUGACCCCGAGAGCGUCUUCGCAGAGAGCCCCGACGCGACUGUGAAGUUCAUGAACAUCCGCUCGGGCGAUUUUCGGUCGGCAUACUAG